GGCAUACUCUCCGAGACCCCCUCUCCCUCUUCUUCGCCCGCCCCCGCCCGCGAGGUCGCCGACGGCAACUCCACGGCUCCACCACGCAAGCCACUACAAAAGCUCUUACGCGCUUCUACCUGGCGCUUACGUCUUCACCUCCUGCUCCCUCCCUUUACCAAUGUUUGAUAGCCGGUGUUUGAUUGGCGUGAAGUAGAGAUCCAUCUCGACUCGGGGUUGAUUCCUUUUGUAGAUUCCUGGUGGCGAAUUUCACUUUGAAGAUGGUUCAGCUCUUUUUGCAUGUGCCGGCAGAAGGUGGUAGUGUUAAUACAGCUGCUGUGGAGGCGAGGAGAUCUCUUCUUAGCAAUGUUGAAUCCAUAAUCAAGUCAAUUAUAAAGUCAGCAGGCAGGUAUGAAGCUCGGCUGUGGCUGUGCAGCACUGUCUCGUUGGUCCAUUCCCUCAGUCGCCAUGACCAGCGGAACCUGUUUCUCGAUCUCUUAGAGAUGAAGAAUUCCAGGCGAGAUGUUGCUGCCCGCCUGCUGCGGAUGAUUUUUGAUAAGAAGCCCAAGAAGGCUGGGUCUAUUCUAGCAAAAAAUGGCCAUAUACUGGAGGAGUUCUUCCGAGGAAACCCGAAGCGGAUAAUGCAGUGGUUCGGUCAUUUUGCUGUUACUGGUGAAUCCACACAUAAAAAGGGUGCUAAGGCAAUUUCUCAGUUUGCAUUUAUAAAUCGUGAUAUGUGCUGGGAAGAACUUGAGUGGAAAGGAAAGCAUGGGCAGUCUCCUGCUGUUGUUGCUACUAAGCCUCAUUAUUUCAGUGAUCUUGAUGUUCUGAAGACAGUGGAGAAUUUCUUGGAGUAUGUCCCAGACUUCUGGUCCUCUGAUGAGCUUUCUGAUUCUAUUAAAGAUGGUGAAAUACUGCAAAUUGAUGCAGAAUAUUUUGUAGAUCAAUUUUUGUACUUGAUGUACGAGGAGAAUUGCAAAGAUGCAUGGCAUUUAGUUGAAGAAUUUUUGAUGGAUGAGCAGUUUUCCUCUCUCUCCCAACAUCUUCUCAUUCAUCUGGACGAGCAAAGGCUUCUUGAUUUCUUAAAAUCUUUAGGGAAGCUCAUCAAUACUACUUUGCAGUGCAAGGAAUUGAAAUUCCCAUGCUGUUGGCUUGAGGUUCUUUUAUCAGCACAUUGUGAUCACAUAUCUCUUGAUGAUCUUGUCUUAUUGAACUGUGUCAUUGCCAAGUGUAGACAACUUUGGCGCCUCAUGAACGAUGAAGAACAAGAUGAAGAACGGGGACAAAUGGAAGAGCUUUUGAAGGGUGUAAAUCAUUUAACUGAUGCUGAUCAUUUUGCUCUCAUGAAGGAAUUCAUGGAGACAGAAUUUCCUGAUGGACUUAAGUGGAUAGGCAUUCAGUCCUGGGUAAUUUUCUGUGAUUUAUCAAAAGAAUGCAAAUCAGGAAAUUCUUGUGAAUCUUUGUUCUCUGAUAACAAAAUACAAUUUCACAAGGAUGAUGAGUACUCAUUGGUUCAGAACAAUGCGUUCUCAAUUUCACAUAUGCCUGAUACUGAUGAUGAGGAUCUUGUUGGGAGCAGUCAUAAAAGGAGAAAGAAGAAUAGGAGGAGGAAGCGGCGUAGAUACGAGUUUGAUGAGGACAAGCUUGAUGAACUGCUUGAACUUGAAUCUUCCAAUGUAAAGAACAGUGUUGAAUCACAGCGUGGAAGCUGGCACCUCUCAACUGAUGGCUUCUCUGCUUCUUGGGACAUUGCAGACAUACCGGAUCACCUUUCUACGUAUUAUUUCACGACAUGGGUAAAGUGGGCUUGCUUUAGAUGAUUCUCAUCACAUCAUGGGUAGUAUGGCAAUCCUGCUACCUUUUCAGGCGGCAACAUAUUGGAGCAUGGAGUUGUAUAGCAGGCAUUUCCGCAUCAAAUCUGCAAUAUUUUGGUGAUGGAUGUAUUCUGAUGAUUCUUGCAUUCUAGAGUUGCAGAGUGCUGCAUGAGAUCCAGUACCAACUCUCUUUAGUUCGGCUUACUUAAGUUGCCACCAAUAGAAGAUUUUUGGCUGCAUAACAUUGAAGGAUCCAGGCAUUUCCUUGAAACCCAUUUGGACUUUGGUGGUGGUUGCUGAGAUUACAGAUAUUGACUACUGAAAACAAAAAUAGUCUGUAAUUGUACUGUACAAUGCUAGUGACUUUCGUUGUCGUUGUGAUUACAAGUUGUGAUUACAAGUUGUCGUUGUGGUGGUGUAAUGUAAGCUAAAACAUGCCUAAACCCGUGUGCGUGCGCCCGGAUAGGCCCGCGAUGUACAAUUCGUUUUUCUUCUUAA
Messenger RNA from Setaria italica (foxtail millet), 2291 nucleotides. RefSeq lists its product as uncharacterized. The coding region runs from base 261 to 1799 and encodes 512 amino acids. The transcript is spliced from 5 exons. Lineage: Eukaryota; Viridiplantae; Streptophyta; Magnoliopsida; Poales; Poaceae. The record is from RefSeq and is a predicted model, not a curated record.